AUCCAAGGGAUCUCUUUGCCGCAGUAGCAGCGGGCGCGCGCUAGUGUCGGCAUCGGUGCUGCUCGUCCCUUUCCAUAGACCCAGCACCUUCCACCUCUUCGCAACACGAACCUCUCCGAGGGACAGCCACGAGCAGAGGAGAGGAGAAGAACCGGUUCCUAUCGGCUGGUGGAAAGCGGCACGAGGCACUCCGGAUUUCGUAUCGUCCACCGGAUACCAGAGGCUAUCCGACAUGAGCACGUCGACGAUCGUGGGGAAUUCGGAGGGUCCAGUGACAGGACUCUGUUCCGCGCCACCUCCGCCUCCACCCCCGCCUCCAUCAACUGGCCAGGUGCCGGCCAUGAGGAUCAACACCGUCGAGGCGCCUACGAUAAGGAGGCCGCAGCUGGUUAACGACGGCUACGAGCCGCCGGCGGCGAUUCAGAACGCGAUGCUGACGAAGGACAAGAAGCCUUUCACGUACACGCCGGGCAUGGGCGGCAAGCUGGACCUCUCUCAGAUCCGGAGCCCGAGAAUGGCCCGCAGAGUGGCCAAGAACGCGAACGACGAGGGCAUCGAGGGCCCGCCGAAGUCCGCUCUCGAACAGAAACCGGUGCCAACGACGAACGCUCCUCCGAGCCUGUUCAUCCAACCGCAAGUCGCGAUACCAGUCUUCCCGACCAAUAUUCCAGUGCCACCCCCCGCGAACAGGACCCCACCCACGCCACCUGCGAACAGGACGCCGCCGACACCCUCUGCCAACAGGACACAGACCACACCGACCCUCAACAGGACCCCGUCGAAUGUUCCAGAGAGGCAACCGGAAGUGAUAAAGCCGGUUGCGAAGGUGGAGACGAAAGUGGCGCCGUUGGCGACGACGUCCGUGCAACCAGGUAGCCCCGAGAGCCCGAGCACGCCGACCCAGGUGACCCUGGCGAAAGCGCCGACGCCCUGGAUGCAGAACAAGAACAAGCCGCAGGAGGAAUUGCCAGAGUGGGCGAAACGAUCGAACGCGAACAAGCAGAGUUCAUCGCCGGAUAGCCCAACAUCUCCGCCAGUUUACACUGUCCAGCAAAGUCAGCCGACGCCACCGCCGGCCCAAACGCAAUGGCAGCCGGCCCAGCAGAGGCCCCUGUCUCAGCAGCCUCAGUCUUACCAGAACCAGCAGCCCCAGUCUUUCGCUCAGCAGCAACAGAAACGGCCAUAUUCUAGUCCUCCGGUGUCCCAGCAGGCCAAUUCACAGCCGCAAGAACGCGUGAUACCGAUCCGCAUCGAGGACAGACCGUCAGUGUUCGACGUGAAACGCGAGCCAGGUCACCAUCAGUUCAAGCAGCCGAGUCCUCAUCAUCAGCAGCGAUGGGGUCAGCAGUCGGGCCCGAACCAGAUGCAGAAUCAGGUGCAGAACCAGAUGCAGAAUCAGGUGCAGAAUCAGGUGCAAAAGCAACCGAUGGCAGUUCUUCAGCCCGCUCCAUCGACGGGCGGUGCUUACAUCAUACCCAUCAUGGUCGAAGGCAGCGAGAAGAAGCCUGUUGGAGGACCGGUACCCAAUUCUUCGUUCUCGCAGCCGGCCAUGGUGGUCAGGAACAAUGUACAGGGUGGCGAUAGCCAGACUGUGAAAGUGAUACCGCAACGUGGACCAGUCUCCGUUCAAUCGGACUCGGGGCCGGUUCAGUCCCGAUCGUUCCGCGUGCUCCAGAAGAUCACCGACACAGACUCAACGAACGACGUCGAUCCAGAACAGCUUCGCAAGCUUCAACUGCAAGAGGACGACAGGGUUCUGAUGAACAAAUUCAAGGAACAAGUUGACAACGAAAAUACGCUUCACUACGAAGAGGAUCCGAGAUAUCGCGGCUCGGCCAUCCCCUCUCGAGCCUUCCGCUACUUGCAAACGAUGACUGACGCCGGAGACGUGCCUGUUACGUCCACGCCGCGACAACAGGCCGCCAUCAACAAGAGACAGAACAGGAACUCAAAGUCUUUCGAGGAAUCACAAGCGAACCUGCCGCCGAGCGAGCAACAGGUCCCGGAACCAAAGAAAUACAUGGGCAGCGCGAUUCCCUCGAAGUCCUUCAGGAUACUGCAGGCGAUGACUGCACCGGAGAGCGUCGCCACGCAAGAAAAUCGUCAAGCAGAUUACACCUGCCAAACCGAGAAUAACGUUCCGGGCAAUCAGCAGCCGGUCGUCCUGCCCCCGCUUUGGGUCCCCGAGGGCGGCUGGUGGGGCUACUACCCGCUGCCCUAUCCAAACGACUCCUAUCCCUACCAUCCGGACAACACCGCAUACGUGUACUUCCCGAUCUACAAUCAGAAUUACUCUAGUUACCCCGGGGCCAGCGACGACAAGCCUUACCCUUACCCCCCGUCGUACGUGGUCCCGGUUCCUCCGCAGGCUAGCAAUUGCGAUCACGGCUUCCAGCAAGCCAGCUUCGAGCCGGCGAACGCCGAGCCGGCUUCGAAGACACAGGAGAGCAACGACGUCACGAAGGACACGAACUGGGAGAACAGUGUCUCGAGGACGGCCAGCAGCGACAGCAAGGACAGCGAUUGUACCACCGCGAUGAACAUAACCGACGAGGAAGAGAUCCCGGAGACGAUCCUCGCCGUGGAAGACGACCUGCCGGACCGUUCGCAGGACGAUAAACGCGGCACUGCUAGUUCGAAUGCCAGUUCGAAUCCUAGUUUGAACCCUAGCUUGAACGUGCCCGUGCCUAACUACACCUACAUAGACACCAGCGACUCCAGCGAGUCGACGGAUUCCGAGUCGCCGAUGGACAACGAGUCGGUGAUCGAGUCGUCCAAGAGCAUCAGCGACCGGAACUCCGGCGACACGUCCUCGGAGAGCGAGGACUCCGAUUCCUACUUGGCUUACUCCACCGGAUUGAAUCCUCACGGCAGGGUCGAGAAGGAUCAGAAAGCCGGCGCAGAAAGUGUCACAGAGAAGAGCGUGGAAGACGAAGGAAGAGCCGAGGAAGCAGACGCCACGGUUCCUCAUCAGCUGAGCGUGAUCUACGAGGACGAGCAGACGGACUUCGAAGGUCCUAGGUCGCAGGAAGCGAGGAAGCAGAGGAACCCGAGUGGAACGGCUUUCGAGGCCACGGACGAUCCUCCCGACGAGGUUGACAACACGACGGUCAGCGUGAGCCUGCCGUUGAGGUUCAAGUUCUCCGUGUCGGAGAACAACGAGGACGUGACCACGGUGAUCGUCGGGGACAGCACCAUCAAGAGAGCCUGCGACAAGGACGACGCGAGAGCUUCCAGGCCCCAGGAGCAGAAGACUUCCGUCGAAGUCUCGGCGAACUUCCGAGUGGACAACGACACCUCCGCGGACUUCACCGUCAGGAGAGAGACGUCCGAUGGCAAGCGGAGAGGCCAGCAGGCGCCGAAGAGCGUCACGGUAGACAGGAUCAAAGAGGACUCGUCGGAGGAGCACGAAGACCCGGUGGUCCCCCACGUGAACUUCACGCUGAGGAAGAUCCCGACCAGGCUGGGCCGGAUCAACUGCGAGGAGACCGUCGAGACGGAGUUCACGAUCAAGAGGAGGAGCAGCAGGAAGGAGGAGGACUGUUCGUUGAGCACGAGCACGGUCACGUCGAACGAGGACAGCUCGACGAUCAGCAGGGAGACGGUGAUCGAGGAUCGGUCCGACGUCAGGGACUUCAACAAGAACGUGCAGAAGCCGGAGGUGAUCGUCUCCGAGUGCAACGGGAAGGACUACUCGGAGCAGGAUCGGAUAGAGAGCGGCGUCGAGUCCUCGAGGAAGAUGGAGGAGGAAAGAAAGGAGCCGAAGCACCUGCUGAGCGUGCAGAACUCCCGCGAGGAGACCGACGACGAGGACAGCGGCGUGACCUCGGACAUGAGCCGGAUGAUCUCCGAGGUGGACACCGACUCCGAGUGCACGUCCACGAGGAACAUGAGGAAGUACCAGAGGACGCAGACGCACUCGCGACUCUUCAGGCUGCUGAACGACGACUCGGUGCCCGAGGACUCGUCGGCGAGGAAGCAGCAGCUCAGCCUGCCGCUCAAGAGCAACGGCUUCAGCUACGACGAGAGCUACUGCUCGAACUACUCCAGCGGUCUCACCUCGCCAGAGUACUCGCCCAGCUGCGAGCAGUCCUGGCGGAGGCUGCACGACCUCGAAACCGGCCAGAGGACGGUCGACCAGAACGAGGAGCCGCGCGCAGGAUCUGCGCUAACUCGGCAGGAUCGAGUCGCCGGCAAAGAGGACCCGUACUACCAGGCCUGGAAGACCAGCAAGUCUCCCGUGGCCGGCGACCACGACGUGGUCCCGUCUCUGGCCUUCAAAGUCCUCGAGAGCAGAAGACCACCCUGGGCCUACAAGGUGAACGUGCUCUGUCCCAGGAUCAAGAGCACCAAGAGCGUGCCGCGCGCCCUCCAAACCAGGAAGACCGAGUGUUCGCCGACAAAUCCGGUGUCCUCUAAUCCCAUGUCCUACGUGAACCUCAGAACCGAGCGUUGCUGAUGGCCCGGGGCUGAUUGAGGCCGUGUUUGGCCGCGAGCAACCGGUCCACGGAACGAGCCUCGCGCAACUUUUCUCUAGAUUCGCAACACUGGGCUGACUAUUGCCCGGGGGGGCUACAGGCUACGUGGUUUUUUUUUCUAUCGGUACAUAUCGUUUCCAUA
Molecule: messenger RNA, 4620 nt
Organism: Megalopta genalis
Lineage: Eukaryota; Metazoa; Arthropoda; Insecta; Hymenoptera; Halictidae
Source: RefSeq, a predicted model, not a curated record